GCUGCUUGUGUUGUUUAGCUUAGCAUUUUGGCUAUGUUUAUAGGUUACCUAGCUAGCUAUGUCUCUCAGUAUCAGUGAAGUUAGAAGUUGUUGCUCAGUCAGGAUGAUACCUUUAAUGCUGGUAGACGAAAUGUGUCAAUCAAUUCACAUCUCUUUGGUGGAUAAAAAUGGUUGGCUAUGGAACAUCAACACUCUCACCACUCUCAAUCACAGUGAAGAACUGCUCAAAGCAUCUGAUUUCAGGGCCUAUUCUGUUAUCACUGAGUCUGACUAUGUAUGGGAGGCCAUUAACGAUGAUGGUGGGUAUAAAGCACUUAGUCCAGACAUUGAUACUAAACUGAAACUAUUACAACAUCCUGUCACAGCUGCUGGAGAGUUGCCACCUACCUUUUUACAUGAUGGAGACCACUUUACUGUUGAUUUCUCGAGGAUGCAGUUGUCAAGUUUUAAGUCUGGAAAUCGGCAGAUACGACAGAGCUGUUAUUACUGGUGUCAUAGAGAUCUAGAAACUGGGUUUAUCAGACGCUAUGACAAUCCCUCUAAUAUUAUUAUUGAAGAGAUGUAUCGAUAUGGUGGAAGAUUUGUGUCAAUGGGUGGAACUCAGUACACCUUCAUGUUCUCACCUGUGAAGUCUUAUCAGGUUGAUAUCAGCUCUGGUAAUCUGGUGGAGAUAAUGCGCUAUCCACCGGUCAAUUCCAAUCCUUGUGAGAUACAAGUCAAUGUUUCCCUACAAGGAAACCCUUCAAUACUACCUUUUAUUAAUCCAGAACGCAAUCUUCAAUAUCGAGAAUUAAACUUCUCCUUCUCAUCAAGUGACAAGCUAAAGCAAGUUGUCUUGCAUCAACUAGCCAACGUUACACGCAGCUACUGUGUUAGUGCUGAACACAAUCUUUUGGGUGACAAAAUAACAUCGAAAAUCUACGGUGCACGGGGGUACGUGGACAGGGUGUAUGCUCUACUAAACACUCUCACUCUCGAGUUAUGUCAGCAAAUAGAGUCACAAGCAGUCAGCAGUAACCCACCAUCUAGAGAUUCUACCUCGCUAAGUGUUAAGCGGGAACCGCAAACCAAGUAUUGCGAGUUGAAGAGUGUAUCUAAGGGCUCCCUCGAUUGGGAGCGCAUCUACAGUCACAUGAAACAGACUUUACCAAAUAUUUCAAUAAUAAAAAUUGAUUGUGUGCAAAACAAGCCACUCCAAGAAAAGUAUGAAUUGGAAAAAAGACAAAUGGAAGAGAGGAACAAAGGAAAAACUCAUGAAAAAUAUCUGUUUCACGGCUCGAGGGCAACUAGUCCUGAGAAAAUUGCACUUUCUCCAAAAGGAUUUGACUUUCGAUGUAGCACAACAGGCAAACUGAUGUGGGGGAAAGGAGCAUACUUCGCGGUGAAGGCAGCCUACAGUGACAAGUAUUCUCACCAACUUCAACCCGGUAAUAAGAAACAAAUGCUUGUUGCUCGAGUGCUAACAGGCAAGAGUUGUUCUUACGGUACCAAACAGAAUCCUGAUCUAUAUCAACCUCCACCAUUACCAACAAAGGGUUUAUCUUCUCAAGGACCCAUGUUGUCGUACGAUACAGUGAACGGAGAGACUAACGGUUCUCAAGUGUACAUAGUGUACGAUCACGACAAGUCUUAUCCUGCCUUCAUCAUCACAUACACAAGCUAGCUACCGAUCAAGGACAUUACAGUGUUUUUUUUUUAGAAGUUUAUUUUUGUGUGUUUAUUGUUAAAAAAUUAGAUAUGAGACCUCAUAAUUAGUAAUACAUACAGCAUGUCAUAAUAAUUAUGACUUUUUGAAAGAAA
This is a messenger RNA of Halichondria panicea, 1800 nucleotides long. RefSeq lists its product as uncharacterized. Gene Ontology annotation, molecular function: NAD+ poly-ADP-ribosyltransferase activity; NAD+-protein mono-ADP-ribosyltransferase activity. The transcript has a single exon. Gene Ontology annotation, cellular component: nucleus. Lineage: Eukaryota; Metazoa; Porifera; Demospongiae; Suberitida; Halichondriidae. The record is from RefSeq and is a predicted model, not a curated record. The coding region runs from base 59 to 1663 and encodes 534 amino acids.